Molecule: messenger RNA, 2845 nt
Organism: Drosophila albomicans
Lineage: Eukaryota; Metazoa; Arthropoda; Insecta; Diptera; Drosophilidae
Product: contactin-2
Exons: 7
Coding region: 472-1839 (455 amino acids)
Biological process (GO): cell-cell adhesion
Molecular function (GO): protein binding
Source: RefSeq, a predicted model, not a curated record
CAAAAAAAAAAAAAUAAUAAAGUAAAAGGAGUGAGACUGCGGAGGACUCUAGCCUCAUAUUCACAUAUUCGCAUUGGCAUUCGCAUGCCGAAGCUUGAAGCGACACGAGUCAUAGCCAAGUCGGCAGUCGGCAGUUGGCAGCCAACAAAACAAUCGGAAUCAUCGGGCAGAGCUUCAGUCUUCAGUCGAGCAACGUAACUCGAACGCAACGCAACGCAACGGACGGCGGUGCCGCGCAGCAGUACCACGAAAAGACUAGCAAACUAACAAUAAAAACAAUAACAACAAAUUGAAGGAGAGAGCGAGAGACAAGCGUGAAAUACGUCAAAAGCAGCAGCAACAAUUCAUAACAAUUCGUAACACAGCAGGCGACACAUACUCCGGCAUCGACGCGACGGCAACAAAAACAACAACAACAAAACGUGGCUCGUGCACGAGCGAGAACGCUUAUGUAAAGUGUAAUAUGGAAGCAUGUCUUCCACAUCCAGCUCCGUGCUAACGCUGUCAUCGUUCAAUUUAUUAUUUUUCACCCAAGUGCUAACGGUGCUUAGUAUCACCAUCAAGUACAACGAAUACGCAACGGAUAAAGGCGGCAAUUUCAGCAUACCCUGCAUUGCACAGGGCAAUAUUAUGUGGGUGAAGGAGCACGGCAACAAUAACACCAUUAUACAGACGGGUCGAGUGCUGGUGCUGCGCAAUGUGAGUACCUCGGACAGCGGCAUUUAUGUUUGUUUUGCGACGCUGCCAGUGACAACGAGGCGGACAACAACAACAACAACAACAGCCACAACAACAAGUGCAACUGUGACCACAGCAAUAGCAGCAACAUCGAGGACGAUAACAACGGCGACGACGACGACGACGACGCAGGCAGCAACAAUCCCAGCGACAGCAGCAACUACCUCACCGCAGCAGCAGGAGAAUGAAGAUAAGCAGGAAGAGCACAAGCAAAACGUGAAGAUUGCUGAUGAUGAUGAGAAAGGCCAUGACAAUGAGCAGGUCAAGCAGGUAGAGCAGGUGGAGAAGGAGGAGAAGGAGGAGGAGGAAGAGGAGCUGGAGUAUCAGGCUUUUCAGCGCAUCAGGCUAACGGUGCGCACCACUCCGGGCCCCGUGACACAGCUGUACUUCAAGGCCUCGACAAUACUGGGCUUUCUCAUUUGGCGCUUCAAUAAGACGCAAUCGGGCGGCUAUCCUGUGCGCAGUUUCACAGCCGAAUAUCGCAAUGUCUCGUACCGUGUGCCACCGGCAAAUGUUAGCUACGAACAUGAAUGGAGUCGCAUGGAUCCCAUUAACAUAGCACCCAAUGUGCGUCAAAUGGAAGUCUAUCGCCUGGCACCGAAUACCACCUACGAGUUUCGAAUAUGGGCCAACAAUGAGCUGGGCAGCGGCGAGGUGGUCACCACCAAUGUGACAACAUUGCCGGAGACCAAGGAAGAGGAUCUCAUACGCCUUAUUAAACCCGACUUAGAUAAUUUCGAUCCUCGCAUUUGGAUAGUCGCCGUCAGCAUAGUGCUGGGAACACUUGUGAUAUUAGCCAUCGGACUCUGUAUUGUGCUCUCUAAGGAGUGCUAUCAAUCAACGCAAAUGGAACUUCAAGAUGGUUGGGACAGCAUUGAGCUUAUACCGAAUAUAAUACUUAAUCCCGGUUUCAGUGAAUCUGACGGAGCUAAGAGCGCGCCGCCGUUCACGCGCACCGUUAUCUUUGGCCACAACGGACGAGCGUACGAUGAUGAUGAUGAUGACGAUGAGGAUUACGAGGAGGAACAGGAGCCGACUAUGGAGAAAUUCAAGCGCAAAGUAUCGGUAUUCUUUACAGGUCCCACCAUUAAACGUAUUUGAAAGUACAAAAUGCAAUUCUAUGGCGUUGCUUUCGACUUCACAGAUUCAUUUAGGUUGUUGAUUGUGCUACGGUUCGGAGUUCGGAGUUCGCAAUUCAUAUAUACAACACACACAUAUAGUAUACAUUCAUUUGUGUCUGUAGAGCUUAUCAAAAAUAAUAGAUUUCGGUUCGGUUUCAGUUGCCAGAACACAGGAUUGAUUGAUUAGUACUUACUGCAAAACGCUAUUAAGGGUUCGCUUUGCUUUACGACAGACAUAAACAAAUAAAACCAAAAAGAAAAUCUGAAUAAGAAGGGAGAAAUGCAUUCUAAAUCAUUACGAAUAAGUUCCGACUAACAAAAGUGAGCUUCAUGAAGAACUGAAACCUUAAAAACUAUGAAUCGUUAAACUAAUCUAAACUAAUCCAGUUAAUUUGGUCUCUCAGCUCGCUACAACUUGAAUUAUUUACAGAAAAUGUUGAAAAUGUUGUGCUCAUAUUAGAUUGGCCAGGUUGCAGACAGACAUUACUCUUAUAAACACAUUGUGUAUUUUACAUGAUAUAAACAUAAACAUAAAUAAUAAUAAUAAUAAAAUGACAAAAAUAUUGCUGUGAUACAAAUUCAAUUGAAAUGGACAUUGUAAGGAUUUAUAAAUACGAGUACUCGUAAAUAGCAAAAUCAAAUUGAAAGACACAAUCCCAAAUUAUGUACGAACAACUAACUAAUUUAGUUACAAGUAACAAGAUAAUAUAUUAUUCGAAUUGAAACAUCAAACUCACAUAUAUUACAUCACAGAUUUGCUGAAAUUCGAUUAUUUAAAUAGUUCUAGCCAAAUGAAAUAGUUUUGAAAAUGCUGGUAAUAAUUUUCUUGUUUCGUUUAGCUUUAAAUUUAGAAAAAAGAAAAAAAAAAAACAGAUGAAAACACAACUGUGAAAGAAUUUUAUAAUUAUGCAAAUAUUUUGCACAGUAACGCGCACCAAAAAAAAAAAAAAAAAAUAAAGAUUAUAUAGUAUACAUAUAUGAAAUGA